CAAACGACUAGGGAGUUGCGCUUUGCUACACGGUCUGUGAUUGGACGCUAGCGGUUUGCGUCAUUUCCGUUGUCAAGUGCGCAGCGAUGGAGAGCCGGGGUUGGUAGGCGAGAGAGGCCUCCCGGUGUAUCGCGAACUACCCCGGGGCAUGAGCUCGGCUUGAGGAGGCCCCGGCAGUCGUGUACAGAGAUAGAGGAUGAAGAGGAGAGCAUCUGAAAGGGAUUCUGGAGAGACCUCUGCCAGAUCCAAGGCACUCUGCACCGCGAUCUCGGGAAGUAAUGCAAAGAGGGCAGGUCCUUUCAUUCUCGGGCCUCGUUUAGGAAACUCUCCAGUCCCGAGCAUUGUCCAGUGCUUGGCACGGAAAGAUGGCACAGAUGACUUUUACCAGCUUAAGAUCCUGAGCCUGGAGGAAAGACCUGACAAAUCAGGGGAGACACAGGAAGAGAGACAAGGCAAAAUGCUGCUGCAUACUGAAUAUUCUUUAUUAUCUCUUCUUCACAAUCAGGAUGGAGUGGUCCAUCACCAUGGUCUUUUCCAGGACCGGACAUGUGAAAUUUCAGAAGAUCUGGAUGCCAACAAGCUAGUGAGGAAGAUGCGAAAACGGAUAUGUCUGGUGCUGGAUUGUCUUUGUGCCCAUGAUUUCAGUGAUAAGACUGCAGACUUAAUCAAUUUACAGCAUUAUGUCAUCAAAGAGAAGAGACUGGGGGAACGGGAAACAGUAGUUAUCUUCUAUGAUGUUGUCCGAGUGGUAGAAGCCCUUCAUAAGAAAAAUAUUGUUCAUAGAGACUUGAAAUUGGGUAAUAUGGUGCUAAACAAGAGGACUCAUAGAAUAACAAUCACUAAUUUCUGCCUUGGGAAACACUUGGUGAGUGAAGAUGACCUAUUGAAAGAUCAGAGGGGAAGUCCAGCCUACAUUAGUCCUGAUGUACUUAGUGGUCGGCCUUACCGAGGAAAGCCAAGUGACAUGUGGGCUCUGGGUGUAGUACUUUUUACCAUGUUGUAUGGUCAGUUUCCCUUCUAUGACAGCAUACCUCAAGAACUAUUUCGCAAAAUUAAGGCAGCAGAAUACUCUAUCCCUGAGGAUGGUAGAGUAUCGGAGAAUACAGUUUGUCUAAUAAGAAAGUUGCUGGUUUUGGAUCCUCAGCAGCGCCUGACUGCAUCUGAGGUUCUGGAGUCUCUUGGAGGAAUCAUUUCUUCAUGGCAAUCGAUGUCCUCCUUAAGUGGCCCGCUGCAGGUUGUUCCCGACAUUGAUCAUGUGACAAGUCCAGAAAAUUUGCAGGAGGCUAAAGUGACAGAAGAAUCAUCUCAGUAUGAGUUUGAAAACUACAUGCGGCAACAGCUUCUUCUGGCAGAGGAGAAAAACACAAUUCAUGAAGCCAAGAACUUUCCUCAGAAACGUCACUUUGGCAAUUUCCCACCCAUUAGAAGAUUGGGAUAUGAUGCUCAGCCAGUGAGCCCUUUGGACGCUGCAAUUUUGGCCCAGCGAUACCUUCCUCCACCACACCUGACUCUUCCCAAUUCCCACUAACUCCAUUAGGCCCUAGAUGCUUCAUUGUCCAUUGAAAACAUCAGGUGGAGAAUCUCCUUCAGCUGUGAAAGGUUUACAUGGUGCUAGACUUCUACUUUGCCUCGCUCACCUUUCUUUUCCUGUACUAUGAUUCUGUCUAAAAAAAGAAUAUUGCACAUAAGUCCUGACGCCCCUUCCAGUUAUCCUAAAGCAAUACACUUCCAGCACAAUGAAUACAAGCUAAUGUAGCAUUUAUUUUCAAGCAGGGUGUGAAAUUCAGAUGCCAUUAGCUGCAGACAAUGCACGCAAGGCACGGCAGCAUUAAAUACUUUUUUUUUUUUUUUUUUUAACCCCCUAUCUCCUACAAUUUUAUUCUUUAGCUAUCAGCUUUUUUUAAGAAAAUAUAUACAUAUAUAUAUAGAUCUAUACAUAGACAUUAAAUCUACCUCUCUUUUGUAGCAAGUUCCACAGAGUGGAAACAUACAGCAUUUAGAAGGAGUCUGCUGUGGAACAGAUUUGUCUUUUAUUUGCUAUUUGUUCAUAGUUUGUCCCCUAUUUUACUGCUGGGGUGACAGUCUAGAUAUUGUGUACAUAUAUAAAUAUAUAUAUAAAUAAUAUAUAUCCUUAUAUAGAGAUAUAUAUUUGAUAUUGAAUAUCCGCUGGAUUGCAAUAUCCAUGUAGAAAGAAUAAGCUGUGUUAUAACCAUCAGGCUUAUAACAUCCACAUCCUCUCCUGUCAUCUGACUUGUGGGAUUUCUUUUUUUUUUGUUUUGUUCCCCCCCCCCCCCCCCCCUGUAUGAUCUCAAUCUUGCCUAUUUAUUAGAAUGUGUUAUUUUUUUAGUCUGAAAACAAUAUCCUGAGGUUCCUUUACAAAGCACGGAAUGGUGUGUUCUCACUGUGUUACACUGUGACAUGAAAUUUUGAUGAUUCAUUAAAAAAAAUAUGCCUCUCUAAAUAUCUGUAUAUAUAAAUAUAUUCCCUUUUUUAUUUGGCAGGGUAAAAACCAGUACACGGUAACGUAUAACGGCAAAUCAGAUCUUUCACUGCAUUGGCUAAAGUGCUGAAAUCUGAUUGGUUGUUAGGCACAUCAUUGCUGUUUGCACCAUAUUAUUAAAUAAAGGCCAGUGUGCAUUUUUCUGUUUUUAUAAA
Molecule: messenger RNA, 2655 nt
Organism: Rana temporaria (common frog)
Lineage: Eukaryota; Metazoa; Chordata; Amphibia; Anura; Ranidae
Gene: STK40
Product: serine/threonine kinase 40
Exons: 11
Coding region: 197-1528 (443 amino acids)
Biological process (GO): protein phosphorylation
Molecular function (GO): protein kinase activity; ATP binding
Source: RefSeq, a predicted model, not a curated record